Molecule: messenger RNA, 933 nt
Organism: Ilyonectria robusta
Lineage: Eukaryota; Fungi; Ascomycota; Sordariomycetes; Hypocreales; Nectriaceae
Product: RTA1 like protein-domain-containing protein
Exons: 3
Coding region: 1-933 (310 amino acids)
Cellular component (GO): membrane
Source: RefSeq, a predicted model, not a curated record
AUGGCUUCGGGCGAAUUCGUCCUCUAUCAUUAUGAUCCCUCAUUCGCUGCAGCCGCGAUAUUUGUCGUGCUCUUCUCCAUAUCAGCGGUGACCCACGCUUUUCAGUUGUUCCGGGCAAGAUCAUUUUAUAUGUUCCCAUUCCUAAUCGGAUGUGGCUUUGAAAUCGUUGGAUAUGUCGGACGAGCGUGGUCAGCGAAACAGACCCCGAACUGGGCGACCAUGCCAUAUGUUUUACAGUCCUUAUUCCUACUCCUCGGUCCAACACUCCUGGCAGCUUCGAUCUACAUGGUGUUAGGGAGACUUAUUCGCCUUCUCAAUGCCGAUAAUUACUCCAUCAUCAGAACAACGUGGUUGACCAAGGUUUUUGUCCUGGGAGAUGUGAUAUCAUUCCUGGCCCAGUCUGGAGGUGGUGGUAUGCUAGCCAACGCCAAAACAAAGAGCAGCCAAAAACUGGGUGAGAAUGUCAUCAUCGGCGGUCUCGGCGUUCAGAUCGUCUUUUUCGGAUUUUUUAUGGUUGUGACUAUGGUCUUCCACCGUCGAAUUCUUAACAAUCCCACCACAGCCAGCCUUACGAUCACCACACCAUGGAAGAAAUUCAUCUUGGUAAUGUACGUGGCCAGCAUGUUCAUCAUGAUUCGAUCCGUCUUUCGAAUCGCCGAGUACAUCGGUGGCUCGACCGGAACACUCCAGAGCACUGAGGUAUACAUUUACAUCUUUGACGCAACAUUGAUGUUCAUUGUUGUCACGCUCUUCAAUGUCUUCCAUCCGAGUCGGGUUAUGAAUCAUAAUGAACGCAUCAAAGAGUACAACAAUGUGGAGCUGGAAUCAUAUUCGAUGAUGGACAGAGACGGCCGGAAUGACGCAAGAAGGCCUCAGAAUGCUCCCAACCCGUAUGACAGUGGAGCGGAUUCGCACUAUCAUGGUCGAAGUUAA